This is a messenger RNA of Parnassius mnemosyne (clouded apollo), 1185 nucleotides long. Lineage: Eukaryota; Metazoa; Arthropoda; Insecta; Lepidoptera; Papilionidae. The record is from the annotation of a GenBank genome assembly.
AUGUAUGUUUUUGAUCGUCAGAUUGUGGCAGCGUUGUUCUGCAGUGCUGUGGCUCAACAGGUGCCAGUGACGUCAUCAACCACAGAAGAAAAUGAAGAGCCCCCGGAGGGCUACUAUGCUUUUGUAGAAUCACCUAAUGCUACGCCGCCGAGGGUCCGGCCGCCGCCGUACAGGCAGUCGAACGCGGAGUGCGCGGGCAGCGGCGCGCGGCCGCACGUGAGCGCGCACAACCUGUGCGGCGACCUCAACCGCGGCCUCAUCCCGCGCAACCCGCUGGGCCAGCUGCCCGCCGGGGAGCCCUAUCCCUUUGAGCUGAUCCGCAACGAGACGCUGCGGUUCCUGUCGCGCACGCUGCCUGUGCUGCGCGCAGACGACGCGCUGCCACGCGUGGCACACGUGGCAGCCCCACCACAGCAAAACUACCAGCAGCAGUACCACCACCAACAUGCCCACUACCCACAGCCUUCAGACCUGCCUGAGCUCGCCGGCAACAGGCUGGAGGAUCGCAUGAAGCGGUCGACGGAGAUGAAGCUGCAGGCAGAUGAAGCGGAGGAGUCGUCCCGCCUGCCUGCAGAGCACCGCGCUGCGGACAGUCCGCGGGAGGCGCGCAAGUUCUGCGACGGCGGCGGCGUGUUCUGCAUGCUGUACCGUGCCAUCAACGGUGACAGUUCGGCUGGACCCGAGCGCCGAGAGGACCCCGGUGCCCCCCCACCUCCGCCGCCCAGAUACGAGGGCCCACCGACUCCGUGCCCAGCGCGCGUGGAGUACGCGACCCCAGUGUUCGCGCGCAACUACCAGGGCGUGUGGCGCUACGUGGUGCAGAUCCCCUACGAGGGCUACUUCACGCAGACUGUUGAGGUCACCAGGUGCAUGCAGUCGCGCUGCCACUACCUGGAGGGCGGCUGCCUGAGCUCGCCGCGCUGGCUGUCGCUGCUGGUGGCCGAGCUGCACCACCAGCCGCCGCACUCUCCGGUCAGUAUGACUAAUAUAUAUACAAACUUGCACCGCACUAACACCGAGGAGGCAGUGGACAGCAGUUCCGAGAAGUCCGUGCACUGCGAUGCGAACGUCUCGCUCGGAUGCUAUCAGGUGCGCCUGUACUACGACUGGUUCCUGGUGCCGGGCUCGUGCAAGUGCUGGCGGCCCGACUACUUCGCGCGCUACGUGCGCCGCAACGAACUCUGA